Molecule: messenger RNA, 3090 nt
Organism: Dothidotthia symphoricarpi CBS 119687
Lineage: Eukaryota; Fungi; Ascomycota; Dothideomycetes; Pleosporales; Dothidotthiaceae
Product: RhoGAP-domain-containing protein
Exons: 3
Coding region: 1-3090 (1029 amino acids)
Biological process (GO): regulation of fungal-type cell wall organization; activation of GTPase activity; signal transduction
Cellular component (GO): cell cortex
Molecular function (GO): GTPase activator activity
Source: RefSeq, a predicted model, not a curated record
AUGCCUGCCAUGGCGAACGGCACGCACCACUCGCCGCGCGUGCGCAAUGGGGAACCGCAGCCUGCCCCCGUCACGACGCCAGAACCAGCCUCCGCAAGGCGCGACCUGACCUCUUGGUGGAGAACGUUCAGCAAGCGCGCCGUGAAGAAGGAAGAAGAAAAAGGACCCGUGCAUGCCAGCAUUUUUGGCGUGUCUCUCAUCCAGAGCAUCCCUUACGCAAACGUUGCCAUAUCACUCUUCAACGAACAAGGCGAGAGCUACAUAUACGGAUACGUCCCUAUUGUAGUUGCCAAGUGCGGCGUCUUCCUCAAGGAGAAGGCGACCGACGUGGAAGGUAUCUUCCGGCUGUCAGGCUCAGAGAAGAGAAUCAAGGAGCUCAAAACAGCUUUCGACACCCCACCGCGCUACGGCAAGGGCCUGGACUGGACUGGCUACACUGUACACGAUGCCGCCAAUAUCUUGCGCCGCUAUUUCAACUUUCUCCCAGAGCCCAUUAUUCCUCUGGCUCACUACGACCCCUUCCGUCAGCCUCUACGCAACCACCAAGCAGAAGCCGUUGGUCCUAUCGAGGGACAAGCGCCGUCGUUGGGAGGGUUCGAUCCAGACGCCGCUGUACGCACUUACCAACUUCGGAUCAAAGAGCUCCCAUCGCUCAACCGACAGUUGUUGCUGUACAUUCUGGACUUACUUGCGGUCUUUGCCGCAAAAGCUGAUGUUAACAAAAUGACCACGUCCAAUCUUGCGUCCAUCUUCCAGCCUGGAAUCCUCUCUCACCCCAAGCACGAGAUGUCUCCACAAGAUUACCGACUGAGCCAAGACGUUUUGAUAUUCCUCAUCGACAAUCAAGAUCACUUCCUAAUCGGCAUGGAAGGCACUGCUGUUGACGAGGGCACUGUCAAACAUGUUGAGAGUGGACCGCCGACCCCCCAAGCCAGCAUACCGACCACUCCUGCUCGUGACAAUUCCGGCGUCGUUCGUUCUUCCUCCACAACUUCUAGUGCCGGUGCCGACAGCUUGCGCCAACACGGCGGCAUCCGCCGGAACGUUUCCACGUCCUCAAAACGCUCACGGCAUUCGGGAGCCAUCCCCAGCCCACUUACACCUGCUUUCACUACACCGACCAGUUCUGGUGUGCACCGCAGCAACACCCUCCCUUCGAAGAGAUCGCCUGCCAUUGGUAGCCCUCGCUUUCCAAAGGGAUCGGGCCCUUCAACGCCUGUUGCUGAAGCUGGCAAGAGUCCGCUGUCGUUCCCAACGUCUAAGGGAGUAGUAGCGAGUGCUCUUCAAGCCGAACAACCAGUACAAGAGCCAGUUUCGAUCGCGGAAGCAGCUCAACUUGCGCUCCCGGCAGCAGAACAAACACAGCCAGCUCAACCAACCGAAGGAUUUGCGUCGCCGACGAGAGCACAGACAUUGCCUCCUCAAAGGAUCGACCUCCCCACACCUUUUACACAUGUGGAAUUUCCGCAGAACAAGCCAACGGCGGAUUUGUCAGUCACACCAGCCAUUCAUGCAAUUCCUGGCGGAUUUCCCCUGUCAUCUCCUCACAUCAUUCCGCCAAGCGAGGCCGCAACUCCGAAUGUACCUGUGCAAGCAAACCAUCAAGGAACGCAGGAGUUGUCCCCCCCAACUAUGCCUGUUCAAGGCACACGUAGCCCUCGUUUGACUCCAACUCGCGAUAGAUCUGAGUUUUUGGAAGCACCACUCGAUUCUCCACCUGAUUCCCUUCCAUUGCGUACCUUCACUCAGAUACUCGGAAAGGCUGGCGCUUCGCCUACUAGUGAGGCCCGGAAGCCAAACAAGCUACAAAAGAAACGGGUCCCCAGCAGUACCAACCCGAGCGCGCAUAGUUCGACACAUUCAUUGCCGGGUGGUCUCAUUGGAAUCGAAGGAGCUCAGGUACCCCCAGGGAUUCCAUCGCCCUUGCAUCCUCCACAGCCUCAAUUUGCACAAGGCCAAUCACACUCGAACAGUUCCAGAGAGGCUCUACAUUCUUACAAUGCGGAUACAGUAUCUUCGCGUAACUCGGGCGUCACCCUCAAACCAACAAUGUCUCCAUCUGCUUCCUUCCGAUCGCACUCGACUGCCACUGAAUAUUCAGAGGCGGAGCUAGCGGAGGAGCCGCAAAGAGAGGAAAAACGUAGUUUCUGGAAGGGUCAUAAACGUGGCGAGAGCAGAGCUACACCUACAGCAAGCCAAACUGACCUCCAUGGCUCCGUACCCGGCGGAGAUAAAAGUAUGAGCUCUUUUGGCAGCAGCUCGGGUUGGGGAGGAGGAGGACGACGUAGUCUGCAGUACGACUCGCAACAGAGCUCAGAGACAUCCAUGAUGUUUGGUAGUCCGCCCGACCAUGAAAGAUCCUCCGAGAAGAAGGGCCCCCUUGCUUGGGUCACGAAGCGAAUGCAGGACCACAAGGAGCGCACAGACAAGAGGGAACGCGCCAGGAGUCCGCAAGGCAACUUGGGCCAAAUGCCUAACCCAAUCCAUGUGAUGAGAGCACAGCAGAUGCAGACUGACAGGACAGCUCCUCAGAGUCCGACGAGACCUUACGAGGCGCAAGUCAAUAGGGGAAGGGCGAUGGAAGUUCCCCGAUCAAAUGGCGAAGAGUCGAACGACGUGACACCUACCGGGUCCAGUUCCCAUGCGCCAACGGUGCAAUCAGCAUCUGAGAUGAGGCAGCUGGCACCGUCAGCAGCCGCAAUUCAGCAGGAACAGCAAUCGCCACCGCCCAUCAACACGUCUACCGCUAUUCAGCCUGCGACUGAGGCUUCGAGUGCCCACCCUGCAAAUACAGUUUCAGAGGCACAACCUUACAUUGGUGCUCCAGCAGUUUCACAUGCUCAGCCUGCGACUGAGACUCCAGUUGCUCAUCCUACAAGCGUCACUUCAGAGUCACAUCCUUAUGUUGCUGCUCCAGUGACUCAGUCAGCUCAGUCAGCGGAAACGAAUCCUACUGGUCAGUCUUCGUUAUCUCGACCACCAACAGCAAAUGGCCCAUCACAGCCGGCAACUACAGCCAGCACUUCGAACGCUGCGCCAAUGAUGGGACUGCCUUUUGAGUUUCCUCGGUCUCGUGAGGCACAUAUUUGA